Messenger RNA from Cuscuta campestris, 1954 nucleotides. The record is from the annotation of a GenBank genome assembly. Lineage: Eukaryota; Viridiplantae; Streptophyta; Magnoliopsida; Solanales; Convolvulaceae.
CAUGGGAACCUUUCCCCAAAAAUAAAAUACUCCAAGUUGGACCUUAUUUUGCCAAAUGGCAAAAAAACGAAGCCACUUGGAUUGCUUCCCUGUGUGACACGCAAAGGCUUUUCUUCACUUCACCGCUUCCGUAAUCAAUACUCCCAUUCCCUCACUGCACAACCACAACCCAGCUUCAUUCAUUCUCUACAAUGGCGUCCUCUCUUUGGACUCCCUCACUUCUCACUCUUCCUCUUCGAACCUUGCUCCCUCCGCGCCUCACCGCGGCCUCGAAUCUACCGCCGCCGGGAAGAUGCGGAAUUGCUGCUGCCUCCCCUCUCCGCGUGUCCGCUCCGGCGACCACCCCGCCGAAGGCCGAAGAAACCCUAGACGAUGAAGUAAUACUGGAGUCGGACGAGAUCGAAGAGGAAUCGCAGUCGAAGUUCAAUUGGCGAGAACAUUGGUACCCCGUUGCCCUAGUUGAGGAUCUCGACCCUAGUUUGCCCACCCCUUUCCAGCUUCUGAACCGUGAAAUCGUCCUCUGGUUCGAUGGAUCGAGCUCCCUCUGGGUCGCCAUGGAUGACAAAUGCCCCCACCGUCUCGCGCCGUUAUCGGAAGGGAGAUUAGAUGAAAAUGGGCAUUUGCAGUGCUCUUACCACGGGUGGUCGUUUGAUGGGUGUGGGUCGUGCACAAGAAUCCCACAGGCUUCCCCAGUGGGACCUGAAGCCGGGGCCGUCAAGUCUCCGAGGGCAUGUGCCACUAAGCUUCCCACCAUGGUUUCUCAGGGACUUCUCUUUGUUUGGCCAGACAAGAACGGGUGGGAAAGAGCUGCUUCCACCAUGCCCCCCAUGCUGCCUGAUGAUUUUGAAAAGCCCGAGUUUGCAACCGUGAAUAUUCAGCGCGAUCUGUUCUAUGGGUAUGAUACUUUGAUGGAGAAUGUCUCCGACCCUUCUCAUAUUGAUUUUGCACAUCACAAGGUCACUGGAAGGAGAGAUAGAGCCAAGCCCCUGCCGUUCAAAAUGGAAUCUUCAGGACCUUGGGGUUUUGCUGGUGCAAAUAGUGAUAACCCUAGAAUUAGUGCCAAAUUCGUUGCUCCUUGCUAUGCCAUGAAUAAAAUAGAGAUUAACACUAAGCUCCCUUUGUUUGGGGAACAAAAAUGGGUGAUAUGGAUAUGCUCCUUCAAUGUACCUAUGGCACCAGGGAAGACUCGCUCCAUUGUCUGUAGUGCUCGGAACUUUUUCCAAUUUACGAUGCCGGGGCCCGCUUGGUGGCAGGUAAUUCCUAGAUGGCAAGAGCAUUGGACUUCAAAUAAGGUAUAUGAUGGAGAUAUGAUUGUGCUUCAAGGCCAAGAAAAGAUCUUCCUUUCAAAGUCAAGGGAAUCCUCUGUGGAUAUUAACAAAGAGUACACAAAGAUCACUUUCACACCUACCCAAGCUGACCGCCUUGUCCUGGCAUUUCGGAAUUGGCUUAGGCGACAUGGAAAUGGUCAGCCAGAGUGGUUUGGUAGCAUCGAGCAACUUCCAUUGCCAUCCACGGUCUUAUCCAAACGUGAGAUGCUGGACCGGUUUGAGCAGCACACACUUAAAUGCUCGUCUUGCAAAAGAGCAUACCAAACAUUUGAGACCUUGCAGACGUUUUUGGUGGGUGUCUUUGUUUUCUGUUCUGCAACAGCCGGAAUCCCUUCGGACACGAGAUACCGAAUGGUUUUGGGCAGCUUGGGGGUUGUGAGCGCCUGCUUGGCGUACCUCCUUCACGAACAAAAGAAAAACUUUGUUUUUGUAGAUUAUGUGCAUGCUGAAAUAGAGUAAAAGAGAGUUGAGAUUAAGCAGUCCCCCAAUCAGCUUCUGUAUAUAUGUUCCUAUGGGGAUAGGAACUGUAAUUACCUGUGUGUACAUUGUAUAUAUCCAUCACUAAGUUCUUUUGCUUAUGAUAUAGAGGGUGGAAAAGAGAUGAAAAAUAUAUAUUCACACAUUUU